CAAAUUGAUAUUUAAAUAAAAUGCUAUAUUCCAAAUAAAAAUACAAACACUCGUAUUUAAAUACAACAUUUUAACGUCAAUACCGAAACGUUUGUACUUAAAUUCAACAAAUAACAUCAACAUUUAACUUUUAAACUCAUAAAUAUAUGAUAAACUAAUAUUUUAUUAAUUAAAUUCACUGAAACGACAUCAUUUCACUUAGAGAUCAUAAAUCGAUCAUGCCGAUAGUACCAGCGGUGUUCGUUUUGGUUUUAUGACCGACACCGGUUCAACCAGUGGCAUGCCGGGCGACGUGAUAAUUUCACUAGACUCAGCUUUGCUAUCGCUAAGAGAUUGGGAUCCCAGAUUGUAUCUAGGCUGCCACUAAUUUCCUGUAGAAUUUAUUUCAUCUUACUGAUAUUGGUAAACUAAUAUAUUCAUUAUAAGGUAAUCUGGAAUGUGAAUUCAUAACCUAAUUCAUCAUCAAAUUUAACAACAAAUUUUUAUCUCAAAAUAACCCAAUUCCACCACAAAUUCUGCAAUGUUUCCAAUCCGUCAAUUCUCAAAUUUUAAUUUCUGAAAUCCAACAUGCAAAAAAAACCCUUUAUUCAUAAUGAUUUUCUCUCAGGGCAUGAACAUAAUAUAUCAUAUAUAGAAAUUAUUGAAAGCAAAUUCCAUGUAAAGUUUGAAGACAAUUAAUUAAGCAGUUUGAAGUAGAACUAUGAAAAUCCAUCCCUCCAUCAACCAUGUAUAUUAAAAAUUAAAUUAAAUCACAUAUCCCAAUAGUUUAUUUCAAUGUAUCUACUUCUUCAACAAACCCUUUAAUUUGUGACAAAGCAUUUCCCUAGUCUAGUCUGGAGUAGUUACUGUUGAGAAAUGUGAAUAGAUUGUAAAAAAACUAAAGGAAAGUCCUUGAAAAAUGUAAGUGAAGUUAAUUCGGAUUAAUUCUCCGUAUUAAAGGAAACGUUUCUUCAAUCAGAAUUAAUUUACCGAAUUAACGGAAAUUUCAAUCAAUUGGAUUGAUUUUCCAUAUUGAAGGUAUCUUUCAUGAUCAGAUCAAUUGCCCAUACUAACGGAAAGUUUCAAUCAAUCGGAUUGAUUUCUGGUAUUAAAUGAAACUUUUAUCAAUUGGGUUAAUUGUCUGCAUUAAAGAAAGGUCUAAUCAUGAGUUAUUACUCUUGAUUUCCUUCCUUAAGAAGAUUCUCAAAUCCUCCACCAAGAGGGGAAGGCUGAAGGUCUCAUCCAAUAUAAAUAGAUGAGUUGCCUAACCCUAAAAGCAAGAAUAAGGAGCAUAAACACAAUAGAGAGAGUGUUCAGAGAACUCGGGUUUUCGCAAAAAACCGCGAGUAUUGAGAUGAGUUGUUUUAUCCUGGAGACGACCGGUUUAUAGCCUGCCGUGCGCAUCGAAGGCAGUGCCCCGAAUGUCUUAAAGAGAGCGACCUAGUCCGCGACUCAGCUCCAGAUUCGGUAACCUUGUUCUUGUUGUUGUUCCGUUACUAACAGCUACCGUUAGCCCAAGAAGAAAGGCCUUAUUUCCAUUGGUCAACAUGCAUGCAUGAGAUCUAGUCACGAGAUUAAGACGUAACUCUUUGUUAAUUACCUCAUUAGAGCUAGUCACUGUAUUAUAAAAACCAUGCAGCUAGCAUAGCAACAGCUUCGAAACCAAAACCAGAGAUUUAAUUUUCACAUCAGCACUAUAAUUAAGCAAAUCAAGAAAUGGCCGCCGCUUAUGAUCGACUGGCGGAGCUGAAGGCGUUCGACGAAACGAAAGCCGGAGUGAAAGGGCUGGCGGACGCCGGGAUCACAGAGCUCCCUCGAUUCUUCCACGCGCCGCCGCAUCUUCUGAUCAACGGCAGCCCUGCAGCUCCGGCUGACGAUCCGAGCUUCGUUUUUCCAAUCAUCGACCUGGAAGGCGCGUGGGAAGAUCCCGACAAGCGGUCUCAGAUUGUCGGCGAGAUCAGGGAGGCAUCGGCAAACUGGGGAUUCUUCCACGUCGUCAACCACGGCGUCCCUGCAACUGUGGUAGAGGAAAUGAAAGCCGGAGCCCACAGGUUUUUUGAGCUGGAUAUUGAGCAGAAGAAGGAAUUCUUCGGCCGUGACAUGACCAAAAAAGUGGUCUACAACACCAACUUCGAUCUCUACAGCUCACCGGCGGCUAACUGGCGGGACACCAUCCUCUUCCACAUGGCACCGAACCCGCCGGAGCCGGAGCAGCUGCCGAUCUGCUGCAGGGAGAUCGUGAUGGACUUCUCCCGUGAGAUGCUGAAUCUCGGAGAUUUGCUUUUCCAGUUAUUAUCCGAGGCUCUGGGUCUGCGGUCGAACCACUUGAAAGUAAUCGGUUGCCUGGAGGGAAUGGACACGGCUUACAAUUACUACCCGGUUUGCCCCGAGCCAGAACUCACUCUGGGAGCAACACAGCAUACAGAUACCGGAUUUAUUACGGUGCUCGCGCAGGAUGACAUUGGAGGCCUUCAAGUUCUUCAUCGAAAUUGUUGGGUCGACGUGCCUCCUAUGUCCCAAGGUUUGGUGGUUAACCUCGGAAAUCUUCUUCAGGUAAUGUCUAACGAUAAGUUCACCAGCGUGGAGCAUAGAGUGGUAUUAAAAGGCGUGGAGCCAAGAAUUUCUGCCAUAUCCUUUUUCGGGAUUGGAUACACGUUGAACACGAGGUUAUAUGGACCUAUAGAAGAAUUGUUAUCUGAAGACAAUCCUCCGAAAUAUAAGAAGACCACGAUCAAAGAUCUGGUUGCCCAUGCAUACAAGCAAGGUCUUGAUGGGACCUCUUUUCUGCAACAUCUUAGGCUUACGGAUUAAGUUCAUCGUAUUAUGGCAUUAGAACUCAGAAGUACCAUACAAGAAUCGUCUCUAUUUGUAAGCAGGGGAAUAUGUAUGUCUCGAAUAUAUAUGCAUAUCAAGCUGCUCUUUCCUUUCUCAAUUUCUUUGUGUUUUUUGUGCUCUUUCCGAUCGUCAAAAAAAAAAUAAUCGCAUGUUUGAUUGUAAUAAUUUAAUUUAGUAUACUGUACUAAAUGUAUUUUGUCACUAUACUAAAGCUCCCGUAAUUUUAUUUGAUUGUAAUAAUUUGAUAUAGAACACAAUAAGUAAAAUCCUCGAUCAAAAUAAUUUAGAUUCUGGAAAAAAAAAGAUUUUAUAAUUUUAUUUUUCUUCAGCUUGUAGUCGAGACAUAGAGCGUUCAAUAUAUAUAAACGAACAUCACACUAAUCCUACAAUAUAAUUAUCAUACGCCAAUCACUGUGAUGAACCGUAACUCACGGUUCCAGAGUUCAGCUUGUAACUCACAAGCGAGAGUACGCCCUAAAGUGUAAAAAAACUUGUUCUUUGUUAUUAUUUUUUAUUAAUUGAACUAUGUUGUAAUUACAAUAUAUAUAGGCGAUUAAACUUAAUACGUAACCCUAACUUAGCUCGAAUCCUACUACUACUCUAGGCAACUCGGCCGCACAAAGAACACGAGUCUCAUAAUCGGCUACAAAACUAAUUUGCCCAUGCAGGGAACAGAUCAGGUCAGUAAUCUUAUGGUGAGUAACCAUGAGUAACCUGUCCACAUCAGCAUGACAUCAACAUCCCUCUAUCUUCUGAAAAGUCUUUAAUUUUUCCCCUCCUUAAUCUUUGACAGACGAUUUCUCACUCGUGUUAAGUCGAAAUUUAAUUUUCUUUGCAUAGUUAGAUCAGAUUAAUUGUGCUCUUCAAAUUAUAUCCACUUUGAUAUAUUUUUCGAACAAAAAAAAUUGAGCCAUUUUUUAUCAGUCUAUACCAUAUGGUAUUGACUGGUAUUGAAAUAAGAGCAUACCUAUGGUUUGAAAAGCAUACCAUGGUGGUAUGAACAAACCAAGACUGUAGGAUGGUUGAAUACAUGAUAGUAGAAGUAUAUUAACUGUCAUUUACGACUUUUAACAUUGUGUACCACUAGAUAUACCACCCCGUACCAGGGUGGUAUUGUGUGGUAUUUCUUGGUUCUGUAAUUUGUUCACCCAGAAAUUUGUAGAUCCAAUGGAUCAUGAUGAAAUCGUUCCUUCUGUGCAAACGUUUUCAAAAAUGAAUUAAAAAUGAAGAAGAUACCAUAUGGUAUGCAAUUGGUAUUGAGAGGCAAGAAAAUUUUUUUCUCAAAAAAUAUUGAAAAUGGAUCUCAUUUUGUAGAGCACAACGAACUCGUUUCAUCUGUGCAAAAAAAAAAACCCGAGUUAAAACGAAGAAGAUAUGAGUCGAUUAAGAAAAAUAGGGAAAAGUAAAAAUGGUCUUUAAUUUUCCAUUCUUAGAUCUGGAUUUUUUAAGGGAUUUUUCCACAAGUAGCACUGAUUAAAAAAGAAUUCCAAAAAUAGCACCCUUUCCCAAAAACGGCCACUCGUACCAGCGAUUUAGACGAAAACCGCCACCCGGGGGUGCGUUUUUCGAUGAAAACCACACUGGUAGGGGUCGGUUUUGCAAACCACAUGGGGUCGUGGCGGUUUGAUUGCAAACCGCACCCCCACCAUGCGGUUUGUUUGCAGACCACACCUUCACCAGACGUACACUUCCCUCUUUCUCUCAUUUUCUGUUACUUAGUUCCACACUUACAACCACUCUGUUCUGACUUCUCAGUAGGAAUAGGAACUACUUGUAACAGCAUAACAUAUAGCUGCUAUAUAUGUACAUGUAUUGUAUAGUGGAAAAAUAAAAAUCUUGCAUUCCAUUACACAAGGUACAUUGUUUUUCAAACACUUACAAUUUCUUCAAACAUUUAGUACUUGGGUGCGUCUUGUUCCAAUGAUGCUCUGAUCUAAGUAAGUUGUAAGAAAACACAGGAAAUUCA
This is a messenger RNA of Linum trigynum, 4780 nucleotides long. The record is from the annotation of a GenBank genome assembly. NCBI's taxonomy places the organism in Eukaryota, Viridiplantae, Streptophyta, Magnoliopsida, Malpighiales, Linaceae.